Messenger RNA from Moneuplotes crassus, 886 nucleotides. Lineage: Eukaryota; Ciliophora; Spirotrichea; Euplotida; Euplotidae. The record is from the annotation of a GenBank genome assembly.
AUGUCUGAAACGUCCGAUCUCGAAGAAAAAGUCAAUAAAAUAGUGCAAGAGGUAGAAGCUGAAGAAAGAAGUAGAUCUUUAUCCAGGCCUCUUGAGCUACCAGUAAACUUCAUGAAAAUCAAUGGUAUAAUUCUUCCGAUACUGUGAGCACCAAGCUCGGUACAUCAGAAAGAGCGGUGGACGAUCUCACAAUCUACAGAUAUCGUUCCAAAUUUGUUCGUUUUUGGUUCCGAAAUAGAAAAGAGUACUGGAGAAACAGUUUCGGAUUGGGAAAUGCAGACAAUUGAUCACAAAGAUGACUAUGAAGUAUUACGAAAAAAUCCUGCAAUAAAGAAGAACUUGGCGUCUCCCAUUAUCCACCCCCAAAGCCUCUCCACUCCCAUUCGUUCUCCCUCACCUCCAAACCUCUACUACCAAAUUCCCUCUCCCCACUCCAAUCCCACUUGCUCCUCUAAGCUGCCACCCAGUAACAAAUCUGGAAGCCCAGAGGUUCCAAUAAAGAACUUCCCGCACAAGAUCCUGUACUUGGGUGCUGAAGAUUCUAAGUUAAGAAGAAAACGAGUGAUAAAGUGAGGUUAUAAGGGUUGAGACAAAGUGUUUGAUAGGAGCUGGAAUUUUAGAGAUCACGCCAGAAUGCAUUUAGGCAUCCAGCCUUACAAAUGCCCGGUGUGAAGGUCUACGUUUACUCAGAAAGGAAACUGACUUCGUCAUAUCAGAACACACCACUCGAAAUUGAUUUCUUCCCGAUCGAAAAGUACAACGUACCAAAAUAACACAUUUCAAAGCUCUUCAUCUCCGGCCAGAAUCACUGAAUAAAACAGCAAAUAUUUAUCUUUGUAGGCUCUAAUUCUCGAUUUUAGAAUCCCAAUAGAAUAUUUAAAUCUCU